UAACUCUAAUCAAAAAUUUUUUGUAAUUAGAUAACCCCUUUUGUUUUUGUUUUGAUGACUCGCAAAACGGAGCUGUGUUAUCAGCACUUAUUCACAUAUAUAGACUCGAACAUUUGCUGCCUUAAAGGAGCAUCCUUUAUAUCAGAUUACGAAAAGGCAAUGCGUAACGCGUUAAAAGGUCUGCAUCCCAAAAUGAAUUUUUACGCCUGUUGGUUUCAUUUUACUCAAGCAUGCAAGAAAAAUGCCAAGCAAUCGAGUGGUUUUGAAAAUACGCUGAAAUGCAAUAAGAAAGCUUACAUGCUAUUUAUGAAAUUUUUGCACUUGCCGCUUUUACCAGAACGCAAAAUUGUCGAAGCAUUUAACCUUCUAAAAGGCGAAGCAAUAAACUUAAAUAAGAAGCUGUUUUCUCCAUUUUUAAAAUAUUUUAAUAGACAGUGGCUUAAAAAGGAGGGACCAAAAAGCAUAUCCGUGUUUAAGAGGUCAACUAGAACCACGAGCUCAGUAGAAGCUUAUAAUUUGAAUUUGGGAAAUAAAAUUCGAGCAAAUGGGCACUUUUGUAAAUUUGUUCAAUGUCUUAUUGAUGCAGAAAAUGAAAAAAGUCGCGAGUUUGCUUUACUCUUUCAAAAUGGUGGUAAUGGAAAUCAGACACAGAAGAAGAAAUUACGUGAUCGCUCAAAAAAAAUAAUGGACGCAAUGGAUCUUUUUGAAAGAGGUGAAAUAGAUAUACAGGGAUUUCUGACAUGCACUGUUUCCUUAGCUGACCGCUUUUCAAAGCAGGACUUCUUUGAAGGGGUGGACAAUGAAAGCAAUUUAACUGGAAUGUCUUCUGAUAUGAAAUCUUCCACAUCGUCACUUUCAGCGAAUGCUUCUCAUUCAAGUCAGUCAUCUGAUAAAUCAUUGGUUCAAAUGAAUCCAUGCAAUGUGUGCCUAUGUAACCCAAAGUCUGUGUUGUUGCGCCCGUGCAAUCACGUAAACAUUUGUGGUACAUGUUGGGAUCAAAUUGUGGCAAAAAAAGAGUUGGAAGAAAAUGAAAAUAUAAAGCCAAAAUGUCCAAGUUGCAACCGAGAAGUCGAAGAGGCCAUACGCAAUGUUUUUAUUUACAAUUAACUUGUGUAAGUUAAGAACGACAAAAUUUAAGAAAACUUCUAUUAUGAUUUCUGUGUAUUUGGACUAUUGCACAUGUUUUAAUUUCAAUAAAAUCAUGUUAUAAAAUGAAAUGCUGUCAAAAAAAUAUAAGUGUAUUUUACAUGCGAAA
Molecule: messenger RNA, 1255 nt
Organism: Drosophila miranda
Lineage: Eukaryota; Metazoa; Arthropoda; Insecta; Diptera; Drosophilidae
Exons: 3
Coding region: 55-1107 (350 amino acids)
Source: RefSeq, a predicted model, not a curated record